Molecule: messenger RNA, 582 nt
Organism: Funneliformis caledonium
Lineage: Eukaryota; Fungi; Glomeromycota; Glomeromycetes; Glomerales; Glomeraceae
Source: the annotation of a GenBank genome assembly
AUGUCUUCUGCAAAGUAUUCGAAACGAAAUUUUAUAGCGAUGUUGUUUUUUGAUCAGUCUGAAGAUUGGAGCCUCUUGAACUUCCUAAAGUAUCUUGACUCAGUGAAGAGUUUAGACGACCGUUCUGAAGCACAUCAUAAGUAUAAAAUUCUUUUGAAUAGUAUCAAGGAUAAUAAAGAAAUGUCAGAAGAAAAAAGAAAAAAGGCUGAACAGGCACUGUUAACUUACGAAUCAACAGUUGAAGCUGAAAAACCUCCGUCAAGGCAGAAGGCUACGAAAAGUACCGAAAGAAUUAUCGACCAAAUUAAUAUAGUACAAGAUGAAGCGAGUGAUGUUUUAGUUCUCAGCAAGAGAGACAAUCUUAGGAGACUACGAUCAGAUUUUGAAAUUGGAGACAAUACCGAGGGAGAUGGUGGACUGGGAAAGAAUAAACCUGAACGUUCAUGUAUACUGAAAAAUAAGAUCCGUACUGUUAUAUUCGAUGAAUAUGUGAAGACCAAAACGUUUAAUAACUCAUUUAAUAAAUUUGUUGACUCUGGUGAGACUUCUGGCGAGACUACAGAAAUUGCCGUGAAUAUUUAA